AUGUACGUGCAAGUCCUGCGAUCCGCUUCCUUGGACUCCCUCUGUUUCUACCUGGGAGGAGACGGAGCUGUCGUGCUGUCCUGCGCAGAUCUCCUGAACAGCGACAGAUUCACCUGCCCUGAGAUGUCCUUCGACACUCCAGGGCGGCAGCUCAUGCAGAGUGGGAUGGCUUCUGAAAUCAGGUGUUUCGGCUUCGAUGGCCUCGAGGACUGCGAGAGAGCCGAUGGACGCUUGGCACAGCAGGUGCAGAGUGCGUCUGCCUUCAGGGUGGCAUGUCCGCCGGGGAUGCUCCUGAGUGGCAUGAGGCAAAGCCAGUCCACUUUUGAGUCCUCUAGUGGCGGAGUGGGCUACACAUGCGUGGAGGCCUCCGCUGUGGGAUCCUGCCUGGAGGAACCGGGAAUUCUGUGCCUCGUGCGGGUGCUGCACCCUGGGUGA
This is a messenger RNA of Symbiodinium natans, 435 nucleotides long. NCBI's taxonomy places the organism in Eukaryota, Dinophyceae, Suessiales, Symbiodiniaceae. The record is from the annotation of a GenBank genome assembly.